UUUAAUUAACCAUUUACUCCCGUCUGCACAAUAACGGAUGCGAUCUUUUGGGCUGUGUCCGUCUAUCGUAGGCAAUAAGGUAUCGCGUAGAUUGCUUUUUUUUUUUAUAGUAAAGAACUAGUGAGGUCUGACUUUUUGGGGUUAAGUUUGUGAAAAGGAAGAGCAAAAACAAGGAGGGCUUGCCGCCUGCAAAACACGCCCUCUAUGCCAGAGAAACUAAAAUUCUACAGUCUUAGCGGUACGCAAGCCAUGUCCGUCGAAACCUCUGGCGCUUUUUGCUGAGAAAACUUGUUGAAAUGAAAUGUAUUAAACAUUUUUUUUUUCAAGCGCAAAUGUAUGCAAUCUAUAUGCGUAUAAAACGUAAGAGUUACUGCUGAACGCGGAACUUCUGUAAAAGUACCAGUACAACAGAGCGAGACGUGGCGAUGUCAUCUGGAGAUGCAGGGCCGAGUGUCGGUGGUGGUCUUGACGCUGCAGACUCAGCCAUGCCUGAGGACUUGCAGCCUCGGGGUACCACAGGGAAACGUUUUAUUACUGCCUUGUUAUCAUUCGCAAAGUGCCUCGGUGCCUUGCUGCCCGUUUACUUAGCGGGUUAUUUCGGGUUAAGUAUCAGUUUAGUUCUAUUCGGACUUGCGGUGUAUAUGGGUUGGAAACACCACCGCGAUGCAAAACAGACACGACUGCACAGCGCCAUGUAUUUGAUGGAGAAUGAAAAAGGUUACACUACCACGCAGGUUUUCAGAAGCAAGCGUGAUCUACCGGCAUGGGUGAACUUUCCAGAUGUGGAGAAAGUGGAAUGGCUAAAUAAGAUUCUGCAGCAGGCCUGGCCUUUCGUGGGACAGUACCUGGAGAAGCUGCUGGUGGAGACAGUGGCUCCCUCGAUCAGAGCCUCCAGCGCCCACCUUCAGACCUUUAGCUUCACCAAAGUCAACCUGGGAGACAAGCCUAUGAAGGUGGUGGGGGUGAAAGCUCACACUGAGCACGACAAGCGUCAGGUCUUACUAGACAUUUACAUCAGCUAUGCUGGAGAUGUAGAGAUCAAUGUGGACGUGAAGAAGUACUUCUGUAGAGCGGGAGUGAAAGGAAUUCAGCUACAUGGAAAAAUGAGGGUGAUCCUGGAGCCACUGAUAGGAGAUGUCCCUCUUGUUGGAGCGAUCACCAUGUUUUUCAUCCGUAGACCUGUGAGUUUCCAUUUCCAUUUUUUUCAAAAAUUUGAAAACCCUAAGAAAUAUAUGCCACAGAAUGUAAUACAUUUACCCAUUUUCACAAAAUUACUAUGCUGUUUCAGAGUGUUUAGCACUUUUACACUUUUACUUUCUAUUCAUCUGUUCUUUCUUUUGUUCCGACAGAAGCUGGACAUCAACUGGACAGGUCUUACCAACUUACUGGAUAUUCCAGGUCUGAGCACCAUGUCAGACACUAUGGUAAUGGACGCCAUCUCUUCUUUCCUGGUGCUCCCUAACCGCCUGACUGUGCCUUUGGUGGCUGACCUGCAUGUAGCACAGCUCCGUUCACCCCUGCCGCGGGGAAUAGUGCGAAUACAUCUGCUGGAGGCUGAGAACCUGGCUGCCAAAGACAAUUACAUCAAGGGUGUAAUCGCUGGCAAGUCAGACCCUUAUGCUUUGCUGCGAGUGGGCACUCAGGUCUUCACGUCCCACCACGUGGACAACAACCUCAACCCCCAGUGGCGGGAGAUGUAUGAGGUAAUAGUUCAUGAGGUUCCUGGCCAGGAACUGGAGGUGGAGGUGUUUGAUAAAGACCCUGAUCAAGAUGACUUCCUGGGAAGAGUCAAGCUGGACUUGGUCCUGGUAAAGAAAGCAAGAAUUUUGGAGGCGUGGUUCACUCUGAAGGAUGCACCAACUGGCAAGGUUCAUCUUAGGUUGGAGUGGCUUUCAUUGCUAUCCUCUGCAGAGCGCCUUAGUGAGGUGCUCCAGAAGAACCAAAACCUCACUGUCUCCAGCAAGACCACUUACCUGCCUUCAGCCGCCAUCUUGACUGUGUACUUGGACCGAGCACAGGAUCUACCUAUGAAGAAAGGCAAUAAGGUCCCCAGCCCUAUGGUGCAACUAUCUAUCCAGGAUGCCACCAAAGAAAGCAAGACUGUUUAUGGGACCAGCAACCCCGUGUGGGAGGAUGCCUUUACCUUCUUCAUCCACGACCCUCGCAAGCAGGACCUUGACAUUCAGGUAAAAGAUGAUGACAGGUCUCUGACUCUGGGCACUCUGUCCAUUCCUCUGUCACGCCUGUUGUCUGUGGCUGAUCUCAGCAUGGAUCAGUGGUUCCAGCUGGACAAGUCUGGACCUGCCAGUCGCAUCUACAUGAAUAUUAUACUGAGGGUUCUGUGGCUUGACCAGGAUGCCAGCUCCACCACUCCUGUGUCCCCGUACCCCUCAGUUUCAUUGUCUGAUGAUGGAGAAGAAGGUGUCAUACCAGAUUUGACCACAGGAGGAACCUGCAUUCUACCAACCCCCACACUUCCAGAGCACACCAGCCCAGACUCCAGCUUUGCCAUCGAGGGUGUUCUGCGGAUCCACCUGGUGGAGGCCCAUGACCUUGUUGCAAAGGAUAGCUUCAUGGGUGGCAUGAUGAAGGGCAAGAGUGACCCCUACAUGAAGAUCCAAGUGGGGGGGCUGACCUUUAAGAGCCACGUCAUUAAAGAGAACCUCAACCCAGUGUGGAACGAACUUUAUGAGGUCAUUCUCACAGCACUGCCAGGCCAGGAGGUGCAAUUCAACAUGUAUGACAAAGACCUGGAUCAGGAUGACUUCCUCGGCAGGUUUAAGCUGAAUUUAAGUGACCUCAUUAGUGCCCAAUAUACUGAUCAGUGGUACACCCUGAAUGAUGUGAAAUCAGGAAGGGUUCAUCUACUAAUGGAAUGGCUGCCAAGAGUCUCAGACCCACUAAGACUGGAGCAGAUCUUGCGCUACCAGUGUCAGGAGUCCUAUGCAAAUAAGGCUGUGCCCUCUGCUGCUGUGCUCUUUGUGUAUGUGGAAAGGGCCUAUGGUCUUCCUUUGAAGAAGAAUGGGAAAGAGCCAAAAGCUGGAGCUGAGUUGUCCCUCAGAAAUAUAUCCUAUAGGACUAAACUUGCUGAUCGCUCAACAUCUCCACGCUGGGACGAAGCUUUCUCCUUUCUGGUUCAUGACCCCAGAGAGGACACCCUUAUUCUGAAGGUUUUCCAUAGCUGGGGACAGCCUCUGGGUUCAGUUGUGCUGCCUGUGAAGGACAUAAUGGCAGAGCAGGCCUUGGUGCUGGAUCGCUGGCUCACCUUGGAUGGAGCCUUGCCUGAGAGUCAGUUAUUAAUAAGGGCUGAACUCAAGCUGCUGGAUUCUAAGAGGGCACAGUAUGCUGAUGCUAGCAGUGGCACUGAAGAGGUGGAACUUAGCAUCCCCAGUGCUGACACAGUGUCUGCAGCCAAUCAGGAUCUCAGACACAGGACAGUCUCCGCCCAGGGAAACGCAGAUGCACAAGCCAGUGGGCGGGGUCAAGUGAAACUCUCUAUUGCCUAUUCUACUGAGGAGAACAGACUUGUCAUAACUAUCUGUUCUUGCAGAAAGCUGCCAUGCCGCUCCAAAGAUGGCUUGGACCCUUAUGUUUCCUUCAUUCUCCAGCCCGACAAAAACAGAAGCACCAAAAGAAAAACCAAUGUGAAGAAGCGAGAUCUUAAUCCUGAGUUCAAUGAGAGGUUUUAUUUUGACUUCUCCCUGGAGGAUGCCAUGCAAAGACACCUUGACCUGUCAGUCAAAAACAGUGUUUCUUUUUUGAGCCGUGAGAGAGAGCUGAUUGGCAAGCUCCAGUUAGACCUGAAUCAAUUGGAUCUCAGAGCAGGCGACCAACGGUGGUAUGAUUUAACAGAUGAGACCAACUGAUCUGGCCUGGGGAGGUUUUAUCACAGUCACUUUACGCCCUGGUUCCCAGGCUGCAUUUGCAUGUUGCUGUUACCUAUAUACCUUUGUGCAUUGUAUGCUUGUGAUUUAAGUUUGGUAGUUACUGGGGCUUUUAUCCCCAACAUGACCAAAUGUGUUUUUGGCAGGCGGUAUGCAAGACUCAGCACAUAUCGGCAGAAUCACAACAAGGAAAAUAACCCUUAAGGAUGUCCACAUCAUCAUUGCUUCUCCUUAUAUUUGUUAUGUUCCUUUCUUUGACAAAAGGUUGAUUACUUCAAC
This is a messenger RNA of Electrophorus electricus (electric eel), 4163 nucleotides long. RefSeq names its product extended synaptotagmin-like protein 1a. Gene Ontology annotation, molecular function: phosphatidylcholine binding; calcium-dependent phospholipid binding; calcium ion binding. Gene Ontology annotation, biological process: lipid transport. Gene Ontology annotation, cellular component: endoplasmic reticulum membrane. Lineage: Eukaryota; Metazoa; Chordata; Actinopteri; Gymnotiformes; Gymnotidae. The record is from RefSeq and is a predicted model, not a curated record.